Molecule: messenger RNA, 669 nt
Organism: Microthlaspi erraticum
Lineage: Eukaryota; Viridiplantae; Streptophyta; Magnoliopsida; Brassicales; Brassicaceae
Source: the annotation of a GenBank genome assembly
AUGAUGUUAUCGUUAUAUUACCCAAGGCGGUGGAGUCCUCAAGAUGAAAUCGCUAUUCUACGUGAAAUCAUUGAUUUCAAAAAUAAAAUAGGCAAGUAUCCCUCUGAGGAUAGACUCCGAUUUUACGAAUCUGCCAAGAAUGUGGUUAACUUCGAGACCAACUUGAGACAAUUCUUAGAAAAAGUUCGGCAUCUAGAAAAGAGAUAUCGAAAGAAAGCCAAGGAGGGUGUCGAGCCAUCAUUCGAGAACGAGCAUGUUCGGGAGUGUUUCAAGUGGUCCAAGGUUAUCUGGGGAGCUGAAGAGUUGGCUGAAAAAGGUCAUGAAGACGAUGGACACGGAGGAGAUGUAGAGUCACCACCAGGUUGUGUGACACAAACUAAUUGGUUUAAGGAGUCAAAUCUAUUAAGAUCGAUGGAGGGGUUCGGUGUGGAUUCUGUGCUCCAAAAAUGGAGUGUACUCCCGACUGAAACAAAGAGUAGAAUGGAAGAGAGGUCGAAGUCGUUGGAUGCCAAGGAUGUCGAAAUUAAGAAAAUGGAAGACAUGUUGAGCGGAAGAAAACGUGAAUUAAAGGAGAUUGAAGAGAAGUUGAGCGCAAAACAACGUGAACAAAUGUUGGAGAAGAAAGCCUUGUUUGAUGAGGUAUUCUCUCUGAUCACUUCAGCAAACUAG